Messenger RNA from Apodemus sylvaticus (European woodmouse), 5548 nucleotides. It is a transcript of the gene Bpnt2, whose product is annotated as 3'(2'), 5'-bisphosphate nucleotidase 2. Gene Ontology annotation, molecular function: 3'-nucleotidase activity. Gene Ontology annotation, biological process: skeletal system development; phosphatidylinositol phosphate biosynthetic process. The transcript has 5 exons. NCBI's taxonomy places the organism in Eukaryota, Metazoa, Chordata, Mammalia, Rodentia, Muridae. The record is from RefSeq and is a predicted model, not a curated record. Gene Ontology annotation, cellular component: endomembrane system. The coding region runs from base 241 to 1311 and encodes 356 amino acids.
GAUAUACAUUCUUGCUCCCCUUUCACCUCGCCGCCGACCGUUGGCCUACGCGGAAGGCCGAUCUGCCAGCUGCUGGCUGCUGCAAGGCAGCGGCGUGGGGUACGGGGCGUAGGGGGCGGCGGCGGCGGCGGCGCGGCUUUCCCGGAACGGUGAUGGCGCGCGAGGGCGCCAGGAAUCGGGCACCGUUGUAGCGGACUCAGCGGCGGGCCUGCAGCGGCCUUAGCUCCGGUCGCGCGCGCCAUGGCCCCCAUGGGCAUCCGCCUGUCCCCGCUGGGGGUGGCCGUCUUUUUCCUGCUGGGGCUCGGGGUGCUCUACCACCUCUACUCGGGCUUCCUGGCCGGCCGCUUCAGCCUCUUCGGCCUGGGCAGCGAGCCGGCGGGCGGGGAGGCCGAGGUGGCGCCCGACGGGGGCACGGUGGACCUGCGCGAGAUGCUGGCGGUGGCCGUGCUGGCUGCGGAGCGCGGCGGCGACGAGGUGAGGCGGGUCCGCGAGAGCAAUGUCCUCCACGAGAAGUCCAAGGGGAAGACGCGCGAGGGCGCGGAGGAUAAGAUGACCAGCGGCGACGUGCUGUCCAACCGCAAGAUGUUUUACCUGCUCAAGACGGCCUUCCCCAACGUGCAGAUAAAUACCGAGGAACAUGUGGAUGCAUCUGACAAGGAGGUCAUUGUAUGGAACCGUAAGAUUCCUGAGGACAUCCUGAAGGAAGUAGCUACUCCUAAGGAGGUGCCAGCAGAAAGUGUGACCGUCUGGAUUGACCCACUGGAUGCCACACAGGAGUACACAGAGGAUCUUCGAAAGUAUGUCACUACCAUGGUGUGUGUAGCUGUGAAUGGCAAACCUGUCCUAGGAGUUAUUCAUAAGCCAUUUUCUGAAUAUACAGCCUGGGCAAUGGUAGAUGGUGGUUCAAAUGUGAAGGCCCGUUCUGCCUACAAUGAGAAGACCCCAAAGAUCAUUGUGUCUCGCUCUCAUGCAGGAAUGGUCAAACAGGUUACUCUUCAGACAUUUGGAAACCAGACUUCUAUUAUCCCGGCUGGUGGGGCUGGUUAUAAAGUCUUAGCACUUUUGGAUGUGCCUGAUAUGACUCAAGAAAAAGCAGAUGUAUAUAUUCAUGUGACAUACAUCAAAAAGUGGGAUAUAUGUGCUGGCAAUGCCAUCUUAAAAGCCCUCGGUGGGCAUAUGACCACUCUGAAUGGUGAAGAGAUCAGUUAUACUGGGUCUGACGGCAUUGAAGGAGGACUCCUUGCUAGCAUCAGAAUGAACCACCAAGCUCUGGUCAGAAAGAUUCCCGAGUUAGAAAAGUCAGGACAUUAGUAAGCAUUCCUGACCACGGGGUGCAGCUCUUCCAGACGUGAAUUGUUCGGCCUGAACUGUUGGAAGUGUUGAAGGACUGGUGGAGAUUAUGCAUGGUUAAGGCCGUCCUCAAGUACUUUGGAAGUACUUAUGAAGCAUCAGGACUUUCUUUCCCUGUAAUAGAAUACAAAAUCAGGGAAAUUAGAUUGCUUCAUUUCUCAAGUAUUGUCUUUAUUUUUGAGACUAUUUUCAUACAAUUGUCAUACACAAGGCACAUAUAUAUAUAUGUACAUAUAUAUAUAUUUGUGAAUUAAAAUCUAGAGCUGAGUCUACACUGUUAUGAGUCACCAUUUUCACACAACAAAUGAUGAGUCUGCACUGUUGAUACUUAUGUAUAGAAUUGGAUUUGAGGAAGAAAGGCUUCGUUUUAUGUAGUUUAUGUAGAGUUUAGUGUAACUUUAAGGUUGUAUGUUAUUAAAAAUAAAAACAUUGGUGAUUUUUACUCCCGAGAUGGAAAGCACAAGAAGUCUCAUAUCCGUUACCAUGCAGCAUGUGCUCUGUCCAUCUACCUUCCUAUGGAUGUACUAGAAAUGGCUUAAAUAGGUUAUUUUCUUUGAAAGUUUACUAACAGAUUCACCAGCUGAUAGAAAAUAGACAAAAGACUGAAUUAUAAUUGGAAUUGUCUGAGUGUUUGCUGCUGAUUUUCAUUUCCCCAUGGAAAGGGCUGUUGUUCAUCCUUUCUCCACUGACCAGGAUUUAGUCUUCACCAGAAAAGUUGGUUUUAAGUUUCAGUAUUAGUUCCACGAUUUGCUAUAUUUUCUCAUCAGAGAUGAAAUAUGCUGUAAGAUGAUAUAAGAAUACAAAUGAUUCUGUAGUAGUUGAAAGUUACUUGACAUACAGAUUGAAUAGUUUUAGCUAUUUUUCAGGAAUUAUGUUUUAGUUAAUUUUUGAAACCUUAUCAGGUUUAUCUCUAGACAUUCUCUUACCAAGAAUGAGAUUUUUUUCUUAGCUAUUAAUAGACUUAUUUAAAAUAACCAAAUUAUCAAAGGAAUAACUUUUGAUGCAAUUCUAGUUUUUUCAUUGAUAAAAAUUUUUUUCCACUCAGUUGACAAAAUGUGGUUAGAAAAAGAUAUGGUAGCAUUUGUCAUACUGCUAUAACUAAGAAUUUGUUUUCUGGGCUGUAUUUGUUAGUAUAAGUAGUUUUUCUUAAUAUGGUCUAGAAAAUUGUAAAUAAUCAAUCAUGUUUUUUUUUUCAUGUGGCUUUGAUGCCCUUGUAAACUUUAAUGAGGCAUUUCUCAGUUUUUUUUCUUUCUUAAAAAUGUAAGCCUAAAGAAAAUUUCUAUUUAUUUUCCUAUUUUAGAGCUAAAAUUGAGCAUCCUAGUCUGGUAUAUUGUGCAUACGUUAGGUUUGCAUGCCAUGGGGCCCAAAGCCUUUCACUCCUCAGCAGUGGACUGAAUCUUAAUACAGUACAAGAGCUUCCCCGUAUUUGACAACUGCUCACAAAUACACUAGGUUGGCCUUUGUGGGGUGAAAAUUCAAAGUUUUGGUAUUUGAAAACUUGGUAUUAAUUUAACAGGGCUUGUUAGUUUUUAAAACAGUUUCAGACAACUAAUCUAAUCACUAGACAAUACGACAAGACAGCUAAUCCUGCUUCUCUGGAAGCAGGCACUCUCACCAGAAUACCGUGUGCACUGUAAUAUGUCAAAGCAGAAAACGGAAUUUAAUUGGGUAUUUUUUAAUGUGCAGAAACUUUAUCAUUUAUUACAAGUAAAACUAGUUCAUAUUUUAUAAGCACAAUUGCUUUUGUUUUGAGUUUCAUUAGUAGUUAUCACUAAGAAUAAGAAUUUUGUGUGUUGGGCUCAAAAGUAAAGAUGCUGGCUGAGAGAUGAAAGUAGUUUUUAUAAUUUGUUCUUGUUGUCUAUUUACUAAUGAUUUUAUGUACUUUUAUAGACAGUUCAUUUUUUAAGAAAAUUUUGUUUGAGAGCCAGUAUACAUUGCAAGGAAAAUAGUAUUUAUUUAUAUGAGGUAUUACUGUACCAGAAUAUAUCUGCUGUGGAGUAUAUAAUAUCUCUCAGAAUUAAUAUUAAAUUGUUUAAUUUCUAAAACAUAACAAAACAAGUUUAUAUGUAGAAACUUGGCUGUUUUCCCUUAAUUUGAAGCAGAGGCAUCCACAGUGUCAACAGGUGACAUCAGCUGUCUCCUCCUCAGCCACACAUCGGUCCCCUAGCUGCCCCUGCCCCUUUUCCCUUUUCUGUUUGGGCUUUUUUUCUUAGCUAGUGUGCCACCUUGACCUAUGCUUAACCCAAAGUUCUUUCAUAAACUCGUUCUUCUUUAUAUCGGCCACUGAGCAGGUAAAAUUGAGACUUUGGUGAAGCUCACAGUGAAAGCGAUCAAUCCUGGAAGAGGUCUAGUUAGUUAACCUUUAUUUUCGAGGUUUCGUGAGAUGUAAAUAGAAUUACCUUGGGAAGCAUAAACAUUUCACGCUGUUAUAUGAUUCAGUACUAACAUUUUUACAAAGCACCUCUUCCUACCCAUCUCAAGAACAUAAGCCUGGAAUACAUGCUAGUGACUAUAUGCUAGUGACUUGGAUAGGUAAGCCACUUGACGAAACCUUGUUUUUUGUUGGUUUUCAUUCUUAACUCCCCAGCCUCCACUUCAGUUGAGUUUACAGGCUGUACAAAGCAGUCAUAGUCCUCGUUGUGGUUUACUCAGUUUUCCCAGUUUUAUGUUUUAUUUUUUUGUUUGUUUUACUAAAAUACUAAGUGAGGUAUUAGUGAUAAAUAACGAGCUGAUAAAAGCAUUGAGAUUUAUGUUUAUGUGGCAGUUAUGGGGCGUCUUUGUCCUGGGGCUUUUUUGGACUGUUGUUCAGAUAAUGUCAGAAGAGUAGGUAGGGCGAGGUGAGAAAGAGAUGGAAGAUGUGGACCCCGGGGCAGAGAGAGCAGUGAGGGUGAGAGGCCAUUGUUUACCCUGGUUCCUGUCCUUACCGUGGUCCUAGAUGCUAAGUUCAAAACUAGGAUGAUACUCUAGCUCUGGAGGUAGUGCUCUGGUAAUGCAGGCAGAAGUGCAAUUGAGUGCCAACCAUUUUAACUUUCUUGAUCAUAGUUGAUGACCUUCCUGGGACAACUUGGAAGGUUAAAGCAUGAACUAUCGGGAUUAUUCUAGCUGCAACUACCUAUGGUGGCUGUGUAUAUCACUGCUGUGUAGAAACAGUAGUAGUUUUUCAUUUUAUGCCCGAUUAAGAUAUUUUUAAUGAUAUACCUGCAAAGUGGCUGUGUUUUAAAACUGUGUGUAACAAAACAAAACAAAACUAAUCUUUGGGAGUUUUCCUUAAGAACAAAAAAAAAAAAGUUGUGCCUUAAAUAGGGCAUUGUAUGUUAAUAAAACAACUUUUUUUUUUAAAUAAGUGGGAAAAGUAGCUUUAUCCCAUUAAAUUUUAAGUUCUUCUAAUGUGUUUUAUAUCAGAGUUGGGGAAAGUCAUUAUAAUUAAAUAAAACUGAUGAAUUAUUUUUGCAUAAUGUAGCAUUUAUAGUUGAAGUACAUUUUUCUAAGAACUGGAUCAUGAUGUAUAUAAGUCUGAAAUGAUGUUUCAUCAUUUGGUUUUUAAUUAAAUGUAAGACCAGGAUAGAUUUCAUUUUACAAAUUUUACUUUUAAAUAAAUUAUUUCAGACAACUUCAUAUUUCUCAUUCUCUGGAGUAAUUUUGGUUAAAAAACAGCUUUUAGAGGUACGGUUUUGGUGGUUUCUUUGUUAAAUAAUACUGUGUGUUGUUGCAUAACAGAGUUCCUAAUGAGGGAAGGAUUCUAAUCUUGACCAGCCAUAGUUGUAGGGCUGCUUCACAGUACUGAAGUUCAGCAGCAACACGGUUCUAUGAGGUGCUGAUAUGCAUGUAAAUUGUUCUUUUUCACUACAUUAUCAAAGCCCAGCAGGUAUAUGUAUUCUGACUUAGCAUUGACAGGGUGUUUUUUGUUUUUUACUUUUUUUUUUUUCAGUUGGUCAGUAAAUUAAUUUAAUGGAAGAAAUUAGAUGUUUGCCUUUGAGAUAAUAGGACAAACUCUGAAGUUAAGGAUGAUGAAUAAUACUAAGACAACUGAUUAUGUAUUGUUUGUGGUCAUUUCCUAAAGUAUUAUAUAAUACGUCUUAUAAAGUGCAAAAGCAGGGGUUGUAAUGUUUUGUCAAUAUAUUUAAUUAAUAUUUUAAGGUUUAAAACAAGUGUCAUUCUGGAAAGAUUUGUUCCUCUAUUAAAAAAAAAAAAAAAAGAA